AUGAUCGCCGCAGUGGUCCUCGCUCUCUUGAUACCUGUUUUAUUUGUUUAUUACUACAAAAAUGCGUACAAAAGGCCGAAGAACUUUCCACCAGGACCUCCGAGUCUGCCCGUAUACGGAGCCUUCUGGAUUGUCCUAGCUCAUGAGUUCAACGACCUGUCCACAGCUUUCCGCAAGCUUGGACAGAAAUACAAUACAAAGAUUAUAGGAUUAAAUAUGGGACCAGCACAGACCGUCGUUAUUAACGACCCAGCUCUUAUUAAGGAGAUGUUUUACAGAGAAGAGCUGGAUGGUCGUAUGGAUAUAAUACUGUUCAGGUUGAGAUCGUUUUGGAAGAAACUUGGUAUCUUCUUUACCGAUGGAUACUUCUGGCAUACACAAAGAAGAUUUAGCUUACGAUAUUUAAGAGAUUACGGCUUUGGAAGACGUGACAGUACUUUGGAAGCCGUUAUAGCUGAUGAUAUCAAAGAAAUGAUAGACAUGGGACUUAAUGGACCUAAAUAUCCCGCCGAAAAGGAAAUCGUAAAAGGAGACCUAGUGUACCUGCCAUACUUCUUGGCGGCACCAUUCGUGAACGGCAUAGUACAAGUGUUAUCACGAAGUACUCUUCCAAGAUCUGCAUACAAAGACCUAUGGUCUCUCGUACGUGGUGCAAUUAUGUUUCAGCGGAACUCUAAUGAUAUGGGUGGAGCGCUCUCGCUAACGCCGUGGCUUAAAGACGUGCUUCCGAACUAUAGCGGGUACAAUGCGCUAGUGAAAGGCAAUCAAUGCUUGUUGGAUUUUUUUCAGAAAAUCAUCAAAGAUGCAAUAGAAACGCACGAUGAAAACUAUGACCGCCAUUUUAUAGAUAUGUAUUUAACUAAAACGAAACAAGAAAUGAAUCAGAAGAGUACAUAUUCAGUGGAUCAGCUCAUAUUGACGUGCACUGAUUAUAUGUUUCCCGCGGCGUCGGCUGUUCAAUUCGUGCUGACGAUUCUUAUAGAAAGAUUACUGCUGCAGCCUGAGGUCCAAGUGAAAAUACAUGAAGAAAUUGAUAGAAUAGUAGGACGAGACCGGCUGCCCAGCUUGGAUGAUAGACGAAAUAUGCCGUAUGUCGAAGCCUGCAUCCGUGAAAUAAUGAGACAUGAGACUACGGUGCCCUUGAGUGUUCCGCACCGUGCAAUGACUGACACGAAGCUCGGUGGCUACAAUAUACCAGAGAAUACAAUGGUGAACCCGAACCUCACUAUGCUGCACAUGGACGAAGAACUUUGGGGCGACCCGCAGAACUUCCGACCUGAAAGAUUUCUCAAGAAUGGGCAAUUGGACCUCGCUAGCGACAAGUCACUACCUUUUGGAGCAGGCAUGUAUUAA
Messenger RNA from Arctia plantaginis, 1353 nucleotides. NCBI's taxonomy places the organism in Eukaryota, Metazoa, Arthropoda, Insecta, Lepidoptera, Erebidae. The record is from the annotation of a GenBank genome assembly.